This is a messenger RNA of Homarus americanus (American lobster), 1823 nucleotides long. RefSeq lists its product as uncharacterized. NCBI's taxonomy places the organism in Eukaryota, Metazoa, Arthropoda, Malacostraca, Decapoda, Nephropidae. Gene Ontology annotation, biological process: carbohydrate biosynthetic process. Gene Ontology annotation, cellular component: membrane. The coding region runs from base 27 to 923 and encodes 298 amino acids. The record is from RefSeq and is a predicted model, not a curated record. Gene Ontology annotation, molecular function: sulfotransferase activity. The transcript has 2 exons.
UUGGAUCAACAGCAUGGAAAUCCUUCAUGAGUCAAGCGUGUACAAGGAUUCCAGGCAGCCUACAAGACCUAAAGACUCUGGUUGUGAGGCAUCCUCUUGGUCGUCUGGUUUCAGCUUACAAAGACAAGUACCUAAAUGGGUCUCCACUUAAUACCUACGACAAGGACUACAGGAAAGUAACGGGAAGUCAUCAGACGUGGAAUGAUAGAUGGCAGGAAUACUGGCUUCCAGCUCUCAUACACAAAGGAUCCGUCGCACCUUCCCCUCAGUACCUCACAACACUAAAAAAGGUUUCGCAGGCAUAUGGCUUUCUGACAGGGAAGCGUUUUGGGACGUUUAGCCGCCAUCGUCUUAAUGAAACCAAGAAAGCAUCGUCUAACCCCGAGAGAAAGUUUAUAACGUUAGCCAAGAAGAUGCUGACAGUAGGCAAACACGUUGGUGUCGUUGCUGCUGUCAACAUUGGGUACUCCGCGACGGAACAAAGUAAACUAAAGAAGUAUUUCAGUAACGCCUCCUUCACUAUGGCAGAGUUCCUUGAGCACGUAUUAUGGACCAGGGACGUGGACCUGUUGGACCAUCACUGGACCCCCAUUAGCCAACUGUGUGGUCCAUGUACAGCUGACUACAAGUACAUCGUGCGGCAUGAGAACCCCAAGGAAGCGGAGUACCUUCUGGGCCUCCUGCACCUUCAGGAAAACACCAUUCCGAGGAAACACAAAUCCAUCGGAGCAUUACAUGACCUUCAGUACUUUGAAGACGUCCCCAAAGACUUAAUGGCCAUAAUUAUUGAUAUGUAUAAACAAGACUUUGAUUUGUUCAGUUAUGAUAAGGUGAAAAAAAGAACAAUUUUAACAUCUGUAUUGUUAACUUCUCUGACCCACUCACUGCAGUACACAGAUAAAAACAACAGGUUAAUAAGAUGAGAAUUAAAACGCCAUCUACAUACAGUACAUAGCGCCGGCACAGUGGUCACCAACCCUCCACAGUUCCUGAUAAUAGAGACUGUGUUGGCCACUAAGGAGAACCCUUUCUCAGUAAACAACGGGACUUCCUUGAACCUUUUCUGUUAAGUAAAUUUCCUUUCGUCUUCAUAGACCAUUUUCUGUGAUCUUGUCAUGUAUGAAUUUCGUGUUUUAUCAUAUUUCUGAUAUUGACAUUAAAAAAAUUAUUUAGCUAGAAAAAUACAGACGCUGUGCAAAGCGGACAAUGACAACGUAGACAUGACUGAGCCACCAUGUUUACUAGUAUCAUACAGUGUAGUCUUCACUUUAGGUGUAUUUAAUCUUAUGUUUGGUUAGGUUAGGUACUGAGUUCGUGUUUAUUGUGUUAUGCCAUAACUUAGCAACUUUCUUUGAUGGAAGCAACUUCCGGGGACGAGAUAUUUGCCGGUGUCCAAACGACUUUCUCAAACACAGAAAAAUCCCUUGUCCUCGGAUUUCUUUUUUUCGGUUACCGGGAAAAGUUUCCCAGAGACUAAACAACACAGACAGACACUAGCCCACAUCCCAGAAUGUUUCUGGGUGCUGGGGAAAGAUUUCCGGGAGUCUAAACUACCGGAGUCCGUAUAAGCAGUUCUUCUUAAGUUAGAAAUUCCAUUUCUUUACUAGAAUAAUCCCGAAUUGUUUAUCUAAAAGCUUAGUUAAAUAAAUAUAAUUAAAAAACUACAAAUCUUUGAUACGGUGUUACAACGACGACGGGUAUUUCCCAGUCACACUGAGCUGUGGGGGUCUCCUGUUACUGAACAGACAUGAUGCAAUGUCAGGUGGAGGUAGGGUGGACGAUGAGUGGUCUCAAAAUACUGACCUUCUGAUGCAAUGUCAGGU